Molecule: messenger RNA, 783 nt
Organism: Aphanomyces invadans
Lineage: Eukaryota; Oomycota; Saprolegniomycetes; Saprolegniales; Verrucalvaceae
Exons: 2
Coding region: 15-401 (128 amino acids)
Biological process (GO): vesicle fusion
Cellular component (GO): SNARE complex; late endosome membrane; ER to Golgi transport vesicle membrane
Molecular function (GO): SNAP receptor activity; SNARE binding
Source: RefSeq, a predicted model, not a curated record
CACCCACGUCAAGUAUGCGGUUGAACAUUAAGCCCUCGCCCGCACCGACGGCCACGUCAAGCUUGACCGGCUCCCGCAUGAGCAACUACGGCAGCACAUACGACCCUACGGCCCAGCGCCUCCUUGCCACGUCCGACAAAAUCGAACAGACCAAGCAAACGAUCGCAGAAGCCGACCGGACGGCCAAGCACGUCCUCGUGGAACUCGAGGCGCAGCGUGGACAGUUUACAGACAUGAAGGACAUGGUGAACGACACCAAGUCUGCGACGAUGCAAGCGAACACGUACCUGAAGGAGUUGCGAAAUCGCCACCUCCGACAAAAGAUGCUCCUCUGGGGCAUUAUCAUCGUUCUCAUCGCGGUUGACGUGUAUAUGUUUUACUACUUCUUUCUAAGGCAAUAGAGCGUGCGUGCCGCCGUGUCUUUGUCGUUCGGGCUGCGCGUUGUCGAUGCGGUCAUCGAUGGAAGUGAUGGAUAGAGCCCCAGUCUCGCGCCAGAGCUCUCUCUGCGUGAUAGAACGCCAUGUGCUGCUGCCAAUGUCUUCGCACGAAAACAAGUGGUCCACAUGAGGCGGCGCGGCCAUUCAAACCACCGCUGCGAACUGCACCGUACUUGACAUUCGUGGGAACCUGGCGGUGGCCUUGACGAGCAUAUCCGUUCACAACAGUGCAUUCUUCUCAAGCCUGGACGCGACGACAAGCUCGACCUCGCCAUGGAGACCUCAAUCCCGACGUGUAUCUACCUCAUGGCGUACGUGCAUGUGAGCACUACUCGCGUGAAAUCGC